Nerophis lumbriciformis (worm pipefish) is the source of this 724-nucleotide messenger RNA. It is a transcript of the gene litafd, whose product is annotated as LITAF domain containing. Lineage: Eukaryota; Metazoa; Chordata; Actinopteri; Syngnathiformes; Syngnathidae. Gene Ontology annotation, molecular function: zinc ion binding. The record is from RefSeq and is a predicted model, not a curated record. Gene Ontology annotation, cellular component: nucleus; cytoplasmic side of late endosome membrane; cytoplasmic side of lysosomal membrane.
CAAAGUGGAGAAGAAGGCCGAGAGAAUUUUCCAAAAGCUACGCCUAACAAAUGAGCGCCUCUGACAUAUUCUUGUCAUGGCGAAGGAGGCGGAGCCUGAGGGCGUGUUCAGGACGAGGAUGAGUACAGGUGAAAUGAGCUGACGCUGACAGUGGCAACGUGCCUGGACCGUACAGCAGUCGCGACAGCAGCUCGCGCACACCUCUCUUCACCACACCGACACCUGGACCAGCACCAUGAGCGAUAUAAAGAACCCUCCUCCCUACACCAUCCCAGUCGACGGUCAAGGGGACAAGGUGAAAGUUUACCACGUCCACACCCCCUUCAAUCCCGCCGUACCCGAGCAGUCGGCGUCUUCAGUGCCAGUGUACACAGGCGGAGGCGGAGGCCCGACUGGAGGCUACGGUGGCUCGGGUAGGAACUAUGAUAACACGCUGGGCCGUGUUUCCGGCAUGGCCAACUGUCCUAGCUGCCAACAGCAGGUGAUGACCAACGUAGAGUACAAAGCAGGGACCUACGCCUGGUUGAUGGUUCUACUCUUCAUCUGCCUGGGAUUGUGGUGCUGCUGCUGCAUCAUCCCGCUGUUGAUGAAGCGCUUCAAGGACGUGCACCACUUUUGCCCUCGCUGCCACAGACUGCUGCAUGUGGAGAAGAAGAAAUGCUGCGAUUGAACAAGAUGGCCGCCGACAAAAGGGGCGUAGAAAUAAAGACAACAGUAGCAAACA